AUGUCAACCCUUAGCACUACUUCCAAAACACUGCUCAGCGCCUCUCUCUUUCCGGAUAUAGCUGCAGAAACCCUAAUUACUUCCCUUUGUUUCCUCGCACGUCUCCAGCCAGAUGCCCUUGACUCCUGGCAGUCUUACUUCGGUGACUGGGUGGUUUUUAGACCCCUUUUGCUAUCUUCCACGUCUAUUGGUGAAGAAGUACUGUCUACUCUAGUCUUUUUCCUUUAUUCGUCUUGCAAAGCUGGUGGUGCGGAAAAUUCCCGUUUGAUCAUUUUUGUGCUGAGUAACCUAGUUAGAUUGUUUACACCAACUGAAGAGGACUGUGAUGAAAAGGUCGUUCAUCUCGCCAGUGUCUUUGUCUCUUUCCUCACCCUUAGUGGAGAGGACUCGGAAAAUCCUAACCUCCUCUCCCUCGCAACCGGUUCGGUUCCCACAAACAUAGCUCUUUCCUUUGUCUGGACGUGCAUUAUCUCUCUGGCCGGGGCAUCUCAACUACCCAAAGAACCUAUGUGGACUCUCGCCAAUGUCUAUGUCCAUCUCUACGAGCGGGCUUCGACAGACGUCUGGAAAAUUAAUCCCUCACCACUUCCUCUUUCGGAACAACUAUACGAACAGCUGUCAUGCGUCGUAGAGCAGAACCUCAUUGCAUGCGCCACGUCCGUCCCUGUCUGGCAUAGCUUCCAGCAAAUUAGACUGAUUUUUGAGCUAUUCACAGCCUUCACCAGCCUCGUUACUGGACUAUCCGACAACAAAAUCCUCGAGGAUGCGUGCAAAGUUGCUGCAGUCCUCAGGGAUCUGUUCUCUUCUGAGCAAUUUGAAGCUCCUCCAAUUCGAGAUAAAUGGCUGCGCCAGGUGCCUUUGAUCAUGUCUGCAUUUGUGGAUUGCCUGACACGGCCGGAUCCUACACUGUGUGGUGGGUUUUCGGUUGGUUUUGCACCUCUCAAGCGGAACCUCAUUUCCUCUCUCGUGGACACUACGCUUUUGCUGAUCAGGUGCACGCUUGAACUGGUUGAUCGGCUCUCUCAGCAGUCAGUCAACGAGUUUUCUGCAUUUCCUCCUCCUCUUUUCUAA
This is a messenger RNA of Dibothriocephalus latus, 1071 nucleotides long. The record is from the annotation of a GenBank genome assembly. Lineage: Eukaryota; Metazoa; Platyhelminthes; Cestoda; Diphyllobothriidea; Diphyllobothriidae.